Molecule: messenger RNA, 1266 nt
Organism: Saccharomycopsis crataegensis
Lineage: Eukaryota; Fungi; Ascomycota; Saccharomycetes; Ascoideales; Saccharomycopsidaceae
Product: basic helix-loop-helix domain-containing protein
Exons: 1
Coding region: 1-1266 (421 amino acids)
Molecular function (GO): protein dimerization activity
Source: RefSeq, a predicted model, not a curated record
AUGCGUGUCUCCAUCAAUGACCUCAUACAUUAUCAGAAAGAGGAGGAAGAGGACGAGGAGGAGGAUAAUGAAUGGAAAGGAGAGAAUAACCCAGGACAUAUUAUUGAUCAGAAUGCUGGUGACGAACAAUGCUUGGAAAAUUAUCAGAAGUUUGGCGGGGGGAAAUUUGAAACUCCUGAGAUGAAGAUGAAAAGAUUGCAAAAGGAAAAAGAGAAAAGAGACGAAAUCAGCAAUGGUAUAGUGAGACUCCAGAAAAUGGUCCCCAAGUUGAAUCAGCUCCAGAAACAAAAUAGACGUAAGACGAAAGACAAUUCUGAUCCGGUAUCGAAAAGAACUUCUAGAGCCACCAUAUUGAAAUCCAGUGCCCAGUAUAUUAAGGAUUUAGAGAAAGAAAUCGAAGGGUUGCAAACGAAAAUCAGCCAUUAUGAAGACACCAAAACUUCAUCAAAACAAGAUAAGGAAUUACAAAAUAGGUUGAAUGAUUAUAAGCGAGCCCUUAAUAAAGUAGCAACAAGUGGUUUAGUGGACAGUCAGAAAUCAAAAAUUAGAUCUGAUACUCGAACAAGGCCUGUAUCCUCAUCAAGUAAUUCUCUAUUAUACAAAAGUAAUGAUAAGACUGUGAAAAACAAUGUCGGUGGUGGUAUUAGCUAUUCCAAGAACAAUAAUAUUAUUGAUUGUUCAUCGAUAAAGCCUGAAUAUAGGCAUAUUCCUCAUUCAUCAUCAUCAUCAUCAUCAUCAACGCCAUCAUCAUCAUCCUCAUCUUCUUCGUCGUCCAAUGUUUCAUCACAGUCGUCGAGGCACUACAGUAAAAACUAUGUUUCCACUGAUCAACCAGAUUCCGCUCCGGUUUAUUCUCAUCAGCAUCGAUACUCGUCUUCAUUGAGCACAUCAAGUAAUUCGCCCAAUCGGAUCGUUAGUAACGGUAUUUCCUCAUACCAACAUCCCAAUAAUUAUCAGUUACAGCCCACAAAAAAGAAAAUUACGCUUCCUCCAUUGCAAGUAUUGGCUGGUCAUCGUGUUGGAUCUAAUGCCAACACGAUAUGGAAUCAGCUGUCAUAUUUACACUAUAACCAACAAUCAGAAUAUUCGGUAGUAACAUCAUUCUCUUCGCAACAUCAAUCGGAUAUACAAAGGUCCCCAAAUCACCAGAUCAAUCCGGUAAAUUAUUAUGCAAAUCCUUCACAGAGGCCUUCAAAAAGUGAUAGGAAUCAUAGAAACGCAGAAGUGGAUCAUGCAAAUAGUCUCUCUAGAUACAGAAUGAGCUGA